Molecule: messenger RNA, 1579 nt
Organism: Humulus lupulus (European hop)
Lineage: Eukaryota; Viridiplantae; Streptophyta; Magnoliopsida; Rosales; Cannabaceae
Exons: 14
Coding region: 213-1430 (405 amino acids)
Source: RefSeq, a predicted model, not a curated record
CUAGCUCUUAAGCAACUUAACGUGCUCUGCUUUUUAUGCCUUAUUUCUUGCCGUUUAUGUCUACAUAGCCACCACCCCACACAUAUCCCAUUUUCCAGCUUCUUUCAUAUAUAUAUAUAUAUGCGGACUCUUUGCUUUUGCAUCUCUUUCUUCACUCUCUUUUAGAUUCAUUCAGUCGAAGAAAUAAAAGCAUAAAUAUUUUCUUGAAAGAUAUGUACAAGUCAACUUUCAAAUCUACAAAGAUGGAUAUUAAUAAUAUUAGACGACGGAGACCAUCUUAUCGUGUUAUCGUUUUUGCCCUGGUGUUUUCUGCCGUUUUUAUUUGGAGUGCGAAAAUUGUCUUGGAUUGUAAAUGGAGGCUUUCAGCGUGGAAUCUCAAUACUACCAGGUGUCACAAUUCUUCUGAGACAAGAAGGGAAAUCGAUUUGCCUAGAGGCAUAGUCACCAGGACUUCUGAUUUGCAAAUGAAACCAUUGUGGGGUCCCAGAAUUAAAAAGAACCCCAAAGUAUCAACAAACUUGCUGGCAAUGGCAGUGGGAAUUAAAAUGAAAGAAAACGUUAAUACAAUUGUCAACAAGUUCCUAAAGAGUAAUUUCGUUGUGAUGCUAUUUCAUUAUGAUGGAAAUGUAAGUGAAUGGAGAGACUUGGAAUGGAGUGAUCGAGCCAUACAUGUCUCUGCUAUAAAUCAAACUAAAUGGUGGUUUGCAAAGCGUUUCAUGCAUCCAGACAUUAUUUCAGACUAUUCUUACAUAUUCCUAUGGGAUGAAGACCUUGGAGUUGAACAUUUCAAUGUUGACAGAUAUAUGUCUAUCGUUAAAGAAGAAGGACUACAUAUAUCACAACCAGCCCUUGACCCUACUAAGUCUGAAAUACAUCAUGCACUCACAGCAAGAGUCGAUAAACAGAGAUUACACAGAAAAGUGUACAGAACAAUUGGACGAUGGAAGUGUGACGAAAAUAGUACAGAGCCUCCAUGUACAGGGUUUGUAGAGAUGAUGGCUCCCGUUUUCUCAAUUUCCUCUUGGCGUUGUGCUUGGCAUUUAAUUCAGAAUGACUUGAUUUAUGCAUGGGGAGUGGACUUCGUUCUUGGUUAUUGCGCACAGGGUGAUAGAACCAAGAACGUUGGAAUUAUAGAUUCUGAGUACUUGAUUCAUUAUGGUCUUCCUACACUAGGGGGCUCAACACCAGACAAGGUGCAAGCAGAAACAGAAACACAAGCACGAGCACGAACACAAACAGGAAACCAAACGCGAGCACAGUCUCCGAAACAACAUGAUAUUCGAUAUGAGGUGAGAAAGCUGUCAUAUGCUGAAUUAGAGAUAUUCAAAAACAGAUGGAAAAAGGCAGUUAAAGAGGAUGAGGUCUGGAGUAGUAGACAAGCAAAUAUUGCAGAUACAUAUACCAACUCAUACAAAGUUGUAAUUCUUUGAUUCAUUCUUUCUGGCAAGGCAACAAUAAAUUAUAGCCCAUGAGUUCAUCACAUGAAAAUUCUGUUUAUUACUUGAUGAUAGUAAAAAUAUAGAUGCAUAGUUCACAAAAUGGUUCAAAACCAUAAGUAUGCAGUCUUAUAAGUUUCAUA